UUUGAAACUCAUCUAUCGGUCUAUUUGAGGUCCUAUUCCACCCGACCAGCAGGUUAAUCGAGUCGGAAGAGGAUUCAGGAUGGUUACUCCAACGUUGGAACUGCAUCUGUACAUGUAACGAGGAGGCGCGUUUCCCCCACCCUCCCCUUUCCCCGCCUUACAAACACUAACUUGAAGCAUGUCAUGCUCAUCCCGAGGGACCGCUGUCGAGUCCAGAGGAGCAGGAGAUACACUGCAGCGAGAUCAAGAAAGGCCUGAGGUGACGCCACUACCUUCAGAGAGUCUGAUUGGCUUCAAGCCCCUUGUCAAAUCAACCACGGCUCAGAGUGCGGCACGAGAUCUGGAAAACUUCGAGACGUCCUCCAAGAAUCCGAGGAACUGGACGAACCGAAAGAAAUGGCGAAUCACACUGACAGUGGCUUUGACGGGAUUCAUCUCGACGUGUGGCAGUUCGAUUGGGGUACCGGGUAUACAUGCCAUCAUGGCUGAAUAUGGUCAGACGAAUGAGAAGGUUGGCAUAUUCAUUACGACGUUCUAUGUUCUUGGGCUUGGAUGCGGUCCUUUCCUAUACGCUCCGAUAUCAGAGCUGUACGGUCGCCAAGUGGGGUAUCUAUUGAGUCUUUUUCCCUACAUUCUGUUCAGUCUAGGAUGUGCAGUGGCACAAAGCUUCUGGGCGGUCGUCAUUCUUCGGUUCUUCUGUGGUGUGUUCGGAUCUUGUGGCCCUGCUCUUGGUGUGGCGACCUGUGCAGAUAUAUUCUCCCCAGCUGAGAGAGGCCGACCGGUGUCCAUCUAUGCAAUGGGACCAAUGGCAGGCCCCGUGCUUGGCAGUAUGUUGGGCUACUGGAUUCUGUACGGGGGCUGGAGAUGGCUAUUCUAUGCCAUUACCAUCAUGGCCCUGAUUAAUUUCAUCCUCUUCCUAUGGUUGACCGAGGAGACCUAUGCUCCGGUCCUCGAGAAGAAGCUGAAGUAUCAGGUCUCUCAUCCUUUUGAUAUUCCUGCAUCAUGGUGUGAUCAAAUAUCUCCAAGGACCAUUAAUCAUCGUCUGGCUUGGAUGAGAGUCAUGGUUUCUGCAGAAGAUGCAAAAGACGUUUUCAAAAAGGCCUUUUCUCGACCUCCAAGGUUGCUAUUCACCAACCCAGUCUGUAUCAUGUUCUCAUUGUACUACGCGUACAUCUAUGCCAUCAUCUACGUUUUCCUCGUCAGCGUUCCCCUUUUGUACGGCCGAGAGCCAUUUGGUCAACCCAACAUUCUAUUCUCCUAUCAAUUCCCGGAUGCUACUUUAUCACUUGCAUACCUUGGUCUCAUGGUCGGUUUUCUCCUCGCCGCUGCCAUCGCCGCGACGGCCCAAGACAAGAUCUAUAAGCGGCUGUCGAAACGAGCUGGAGAUGCCAAAGUGGGACAACCAGAGUACAGACUCGUUCUGACGCAGACUGGAAUGUGUCUUCUUCCCAUAGGACUCUUGAUCUUUGCUUGGACAGCCGAAGCUCGUCUUCACUGGAUAGCACCUCAGAUCGGUCAAGUCAUCACCCUCUUGGGUCUCACAUUGGCUUUCAACAGUAUACAAAAUUUCAUCGUCGAUGCAUUCUUCCCAUACUCUGCAGCAGCAAUCGCAGCAGCGACCGCCUGCCGAUCCAUCACCGCUUGUGUUCUCCCCGAGUUCACCGGAGAGAUGUUCAAAAAGUUAGGGUGGGGAUGGGGAGGGACAUUAUUGGCAUUGGUAGCAGCGGCCGGUAUACCAGCCCCGUUGAUCAUGUUCAAGUGGGGACAGAAAUUGAGAGAAAAGUACAGAUUCGAUGGAUGAGGUAGCCGUAGUCUCUUGUAAACUUGUAUAACGUAGCACAUCAUAG
Kockovaella imperatae is the source of this 1847-nucleotide messenger RNA. Its product is annotated as major facilitator superfamily domain-containing protein. NCBI's taxonomy places the organism in Eukaryota, Fungi, Basidiomycota, Tremellomycetes, Tremellales, Cuniculitremaceae. Gene Ontology annotation, biological process: transmembrane transport. The coding region runs from base 179 to 1801 and encodes 540 amino acids. The record is from RefSeq and is a predicted model, not a curated record. Gene Ontology annotation, molecular function: transmembrane transporter activity. The transcript is spliced from 14 exons.